AUGAAGAAUCUGGGUAUUGUGCAAUUGAUAUAUUUGACUAUAUCUGAUCAAGUAACUAUUCAUGAGGCUACGGAACAGCAAACUAUUUCAUCAAUAUUGGCAGCUGCAAAUCCAAUUGGUGGUCAAUACAACAGGAGAUUAACAUUGAGAUUAUUUUCAAAAAAAAAAUUCAACAUAAUAAUAAUUAUAUGUAUAUUUCUAGCAAUUUUUGGAUACUUUGAAACAGAUGAUAUUGAUAAUACACAAAGAACUACAAUGUCAACUCAAAACAAUAGCGUCAUGGGUUUAAAUGUCAAUACUACCAACAGUGAUCAAUUGACAAUGUCAAGAGGAAAUGGAAAUGGAGAUUGGUAG
This is a messenger RNA of Entrophospora candida, 354 nucleotides long. The record is from the annotation of a GenBank genome assembly. NCBI's taxonomy places the organism in Eukaryota, Fungi, Glomeromycota, Glomeromycetes, Entrophosporales, Entrophosporaceae.